GCCGCUCCGCAGCCCCCUGCCCGGGCACCGCCGGCGGCCAACUUCGCCGGGGAGACCCGCGGGGGGGGGUAGAGCCGCCUGCAUCCCUCCAUCCAUCCCUGGUGCCGGCGGCGCCUCUCCCGCCCCCCCAGCUCUCCUCCCUCCCUCCCUCCCUCCAUCCGUCCCUCCAUCCCUCCCUCCUUCCCUCCACCCUCCCUCGUUCCCUCCCCGCCCGCCCCGUCGCCGAGCGGGAGCCGCCAGCGGUGCGAGCGGAGCCGGAGCCGGGGCAGCCGCUGCCGCCCCCCGCCUCGCCCGGCCCGGCCCGGCCCGGCCCGGCCCCUGCCCCUCUUCCUCCUCCUCCUCUUCCUCCUCCUCCUCCGUCCCGCCCAAGCCAUGAACUUUGGCCGCGGCCCCCCGGUGGUGUUGAACGUCGGGGGCACCCGGUACUCCUUCUCCCGGGAGGUGCUGAAGGAUUUCCCGCUGCGGCGGGUGAGCCGCCUGCACGGCUGCCUGUCGGAGCAGGACGUGCUGGAGGUGUGCGACGACUACGACCGGGAGCGGAACGAGUAUUUCUUCGACCGGCACUCGGAGGCUUUCGGCUUCAUCAUGCUCUACGUGCGGCACGGCCACCUGCGCUUCGUGCCGCACAUGUGCGAGCUCUCCUUCUACAACGAGCUGCUCUACUGGGGGCUGGAGGGCUCCCACCUCGACUACUGCUGCCAGCGCCGCCUCGACGACCGCCUGGCCGAGUCGCGGCCCUAUUACUGCCCCGAGGAGCCGGCGGGGGACGCGGGCGGCGACCCCCGGGCCAAGGGGCGGCGGGCGGCGGGGGGCGAGGGCGGCAAGUGGCUGGAGAGGAUGCGGAGGACUUUCGAGGAGCCCACGUCUUCCCUGGCCGCCCAGGUCCUGGCCACCGUCUCCAUCCUCUUCGUCAUCGUGUCCAUGGUGGUGCUGUGCGCCAGCACCCUGCCCGAGUGGCGGGCGCCGGAGAACCGCAGCGUGGAGGAGCAGAGCAGGUACACAGCAGAGUCAGUGAGGGAGCCCUCAGGGAUAAUUGAAGCUAUCUGCAUAGGCUGGUUCACUGCAGAGUGCAUUGUGAGGUUCAUCGUUUCAAAAAACAAGUGUGAGUUUGUCAGAAGACCUCUCAACAUCAUUGAUUUACUGGCAAUUACUCCUUACUACAUCUCUGUUCUGAUGACAGUUUUUACAGGGGAAAACUCGCAGCUUCAGAGGGCUGGAGUCACCUUGAGGGUCUUAAGAAUGAUGAGGAUUUUUUGGGUGAUUAAACUGGCUCGUCAUUUCAUUGGCCUUCAAACACUUGGUCUGACUCUGAAGCGUUGUUACAGAGAGAUGGUGAUGCUCCUUGUCUUUAUCUGUGUUGCUAUGGCAAUUUUCAGUGCACUUUCCCAGCUUCUUGAAAAUGGGCUGGACUUGGGAACAAAGAAUAAGGAUUAUGCCAGCAUCCCUGCUGCUUGUUGGUGGGUGAUCAUCUCUAUGACCACGGUUGGUUAUGGUGACAUGUGUCCCAUCACUGUACCAGGAAGGAUUCUCGGAGGAAUUUGCGUGGUUAGUGGCAUCGUUUUAUUAGCCUUGCCAAUCACCUUCAUUUAUCAUAGCUUCGUGCAGUGUUACCAUGAGCUCAAGUUCCGGUCCGCUCGGUACAGUAGAAGCCUCUCAGCUGAAUUCUUAAAUUGACCAAACUUGAGUUCUGUUGUAGUUACUUGCUAAGAUUUGUCUUAGAAGAUGAUGGUGGAAAGUCUCUUCACGUGUCCUCCUUGACUGGAUGGUCCUAUGGAACAACAUUCUUGCCAGCCUGGAGAAAGCCCGUCACCAUUCAGACAGGAAGGAUGACCACCUGCCUUGGGCACCUUGCAAGGAGAGAGAGUGAUGUUUCAAAUUUGAGAGAACAAUACAAGAGGAUUCAGAAGUCCUCAACCAGACCAGUUUGGUCUUCAGUUUGCCUUUCCACACACAAGCAGAACAAAAAAUGUGCUUAACAUUGAGAUUCGUCAUUCCCAUAAUUACAUCCUAUAUCAUUCAAAGCAAUGUGUAGCCAAAGUUUUUCAAAGAUUACAAAAUCUAAAUGCUCUCUAGAAGCAUCAUGCUUUCUUGCCUGAAGUAUCUCCACUUCUAACCCAGAUAACCAAACUAGAUACUUGAAGGAGAAUUGCUGCUACUUUUGAGCUUCACAGCACAGUACAGCUGGUUCUGUGACUUAGAAUAGAUGAAGAAUAUAGGUCAGUAGGGAAAAAAAAUCUUGAGGUCUGAUUCUGAUCUUUGAUGAAGCACACAAAUUUUCCAUUAAAAAAACAGUGAAGUAAGUGUCAUUAUUCUGAAUUUAUAAUGAAAUAACUAAAAAGAGUACAUAUGUCUUCGAACGUUGUAGCAAGGCCUUCCUUAACCAGAAUUACUUUCUUCUCUGGAACCAAAUCUUUAAUAGAAAUGUGGUACUUUAUAAAGGUCAGCAUAAAAAUUCAGGCAUCGAUAAAUAUAUUUUCUGGUAGCUUAGUGGGGGAGCUAUCCAAAUUUUACAUACACUCAGUUCAAAUUCAUCCACCUGAAAUUACGUAUUCAUAAACGUAUUUUUUGCCCAUUUAAAUGAACAUAUAUAUAUAUCAUAGUGAAAGUCCUCCAAGACCAAUUAUAAGAUUCCGUCACUUGAAACAGUCCGGAGAAAGCACUGGAAAACAAGAGUAGCUGCUCCCUGUCAGAUGAGACUCAUCAUCAUCUUUAAAUUCAGCAAUUCUUACAGAAGGAUACAUUCUACUUUCAUAGAAGUUUUCAAAACAACUGUAAAAAGCCCCAAAGAGAUUAAAGGCAGUAAAAUAUAGAAGUGUAAGUUGCGCUUGGCAAAAGGGUAUAUUCUCCAAUGUAACUAGAAAAUUAAAAUGAAUCAAGUUAGGUUCUGAAAUAUUUUUCACUACAUUUCUUGUGUAGUAGUGCUAAAUAGCCUUGUUCAGUAUAACUCUGAAAAGCUGCUGUGUAGAGCUGUGCAGUUGGAUACCAAAACAUAUUUAGGUACAGCUUUACAAAUUUGGAUACCAAUAAACAUCAUUAUUAACCUUGAAGUUCAGAGUCAUCGGCAUAGUUGAAUUUGAUGUGCUUGCCUGAAAAUAAUGCAUUUACUAUUACUGUGCUGUAAAAGCAUCUUUUAUAUAUGUAUUUGUUAACAGCUCUAGAAAUAAAAUGAGUACCACCUAGAAAACACACCUCUGGAACUGUUCACUCAAAUAGAAAUGCCACGUUGGUCAAUGACCGGUAUGUUGAAGGCUCUACCAUGAAAAGAGCACUCAAGACUUGAAAAGCUCAUUUAGCAUUUUAAGCGGUCUUAUUCUUAAGUAGUCUUAGGGAAUUACAUUGCAAAUACAAUUUUUCUGAAGACCUGAAAAGAACUUUAGUAGCCUCCUCACAGACAAGCUUGACAAUUCCUUCAGUAGUUUUUAAAGAACACGUUAUUAAGUAAUCUUACAGACAUUGUUUCUUGCCACUGACAUUCUGGCGUUCAGCUCUAAACUUCCCUAUACUGCUAUAUUUAUGCCUUUUGUAUCGAAAUUAUGUAGUUCAGGAACAUGCUCUUGCAUCCACAGAGAGGUAAAUAUCAGCAAAAAGUUCUGUCUUAGGUGAGAUUCACAGCUGAUGUUAGCUAGGUAAGUAGCAACUUCAGAGACACUUAGAUGUUUUACACCAGCGGAGAUGCUGGCUCUGUAUUCCUGCAUGUGUACCUAUAUAUAUCCUGCAUAUAUUAUACAUUAUUGUCAGUGGAAAUGUUUUCUCCUCCUUACAAAAAAAAAAUCCUUCUUGACAAAAUUGAAAUUUCAGACUUCAAUCCAAAUAGAGCUGAUUGAAGAAAAUGACAUUUUCAUCUUCUAAUGAAAAGUUUAUUUUGACAGUAUCAGAAAAACCCCCUUUUCAAGGAGAAAACCUGUAUUUUUUAUACUUUUCUCAAUUUUUUUUCCAUUAAAAAUUGAAAAAACCCACAUAAAAACUUUGCCCUACAGAUUUUCAUAUGCUGUUUUCCAAGUAUUAAUGCUUGGGAAAAAAAUACCAAUAAAACUCCUUAAAAUUGACUUUGUCUUUUGUCCUUGUAUUGUAUUUAACCAAACCAAUGGUCCGGGGUAGAAGCCUCCUCCCACAAAACACCCCAUCCUCAGGAUGACAAUAGUUUGAAAUCAGCACACAACACAAACGUACUUUGAAGUACGUUGCAAUCUUGAUUUCAAGACGAAAUAAAAUGCAUUGCAGCACUACAUGUAAAUCUAACUUUUUGUACAAAGAAUACAAACUAAUGCACAUAAUAACUUCUGAAUACCAAUUUGCAUCGUGAAUCAUUUUGUAUAAGCAAUUAAGGAUGCGAAGUUUUCAAAGAUGAACAGAUCCAGGCUAUAUCUGGUACACAAACAAAAUGAUCUUUUAUGAUUGUUUUCCAGCUAAAGAGUCCCUUCCCCAUGUAAAAAGAUUAUCUACUGAAAAUAACUGUGUAACAAAAAACGUCUGUGGAGACUAUAUACUUUUUUAAAACAGUUUGUGUUCAUUUUUUGUAUGGCAAAAUGUGGACAGAAUAACCUUUAUGUAUUUUUGAGUUAUAAUAAAAUAUUAUUUUGAAACUGCUCUCUUCAUAAGCCCAUUAAGGAGAGAUACAGGGUUAUUUAUUUAUUUAUUUAUUUUAAUUAUUAUUAUUUUUUGCUGUUGUAUUAUGGUCAUCAGUGUGUAGCCUUUAGUUUCCUUAGAAACCAAGUUGAAGUAACGUGAUCUCAAUGGUAACUUUAAAACAGAAUUUUAUAGUAAGUAAAUAGGGUACAUGUUACAUUUUCAAUGGUCAAUUUUCUGUAGUCUAGAAUAAGUGUUUCUUUAAACAGGUGACACUUUUACUGAAAGCGUACUUGAGACCACGUUUUAUGCAGAUAUUGGGUGCAGAGCUUUCUUUCCAAAUUACAGCAUUUCAAAGCCAAAUGAGGACAAAGUGGCUCAUUUCUAAUAAUUGCCAGUUUGAAGCCAACACAAAAAAUAUUUCAUGGAUAGUACCUCUUUCAUUAUUUGAAACAUUUACAGUUGGAACAAAUUAGAUAAAAUACAAAUAUAAUAAAACUAGGCAUAAAUAAAGAGAACUUACAUAAUUGUGACCCAGCUUGUCUGUCUAAAGCUAAACCCAUGCCAAUGAAUUUUGAACUGUCAUUAAACAUCUUGAUGACAGCAAAGGUUAAUCACACUUACAUACUAGGUUCAGUCCUUAGGACUGACCUACUGGGAACUGUAUAUUGGCUGCAGUCCUGCAAGGUGCUCAGUGCCACUUAAACACAUUUGAUCAUUACUGAGAUCACUGUAAUUGAAAGGUGCCCACAGUACAUUUUCCUUCUACAGUUCCACACAAAGCACCAUCCCCAAAAUAACAAAGAAUGGAAGGAUGUAAUUUCCUUUGAUGUAAGGCUAUAAAAUGAUACUGUUUUUAUGAACACCUUCCAAAAACCAAACAAAACAAAACAAAAAAAAACCAAAAUAUAAUUCAAUCAACUGGUGAUUUUAAAGUUUUACUAGCCCAGGGAUCAGACAUUCUAAUAUGUGAUAUUCAUUCUUACUGUACAGUGGUUGAUCCUGGUGUACACAGCAGUGGGCUUGAUGGAGAUAAAAAUCCUGUAUACCCACCUUGAUACCCACAUAUUUAGGGGAAAAGGUACAGGGUUUUAACAUUAUAUAUGAAAUUUGGUCCCCAUAGAGGAAUCAGCUUUUAGCUUUUUUAGUGUUCAGCCCUGAUGUUUCUGAAACAAAAUUCAAGUCCUUACAGGAUCAAGUCACUUGGUCUCUUCCCCUCUGUGUAGUGCCCACAAAACCGUACAAUUCCUAAAUGCCUGCCAGAAGCAGUGAUGCACAUGCAGCAGCCACUGAAUUCAGUAGUCACAGCAGCAAGUCUCCUGCCAGCCAGCAAGAUGAACAAGGACUGCUCUGCUCUGAAUUUUCUCCCAGAUAAGAGGUUCAGGAUAAAACUCCCAAUUAAAAUUUUGGCCUUUUGAUGUAGCUUGACUUUCUUAGUAUUAUCCUUCCAAAUGCGCUUCUGAGAUGUUUGAAGGAAAACAACCUUAGCUCUGCACAGCAAAAAAGAUUAUGUUGCUCUAUUAAAAAAAAUAAAA
Messenger RNA from Oxyura jamaicensis (ruddy duck), 6101 nucleotides. It is a transcript of the gene KCNG3, whose product is annotated as potassium voltage-gated channel modifier subfamily G member 3. Gene Ontology annotation, biological process: potassium ion transmembrane transport; protein homooligomerization. Gene Ontology annotation, molecular function: protein binding; delayed rectifier potassium channel activity. Lineage: Eukaryota; Metazoa; Chordata; Aves; Anseriformes; Anatidae. The coding region runs from base 373 to 1674 and encodes 433 amino acids. The transcript has 2 exons. The record is from RefSeq and is a predicted model, not a curated record. Gene Ontology annotation, cellular component: voltage-gated potassium channel complex; membrane.